CCCAAAAAGAAAAAAACGGAUUUCAGAUUAUCUAAUUGAGCAAUUAAGCCAUAACAGAAAAAACAAAACAAGAAUUGGAGCAGAAGAAAAAAAAUUGCAAAAAUGCGGGAAUUAUUUUUUCUAUUUUUAAUGCUGUGGGGCCAGCUGUGUUGGGCUUCCCAUGAAAGGAGGGAGGAGGAGGUGGGGGUAGAAGCCCACACAGAAACUCCGCCACAACUGGUGGCCGUGUCCGCCUCCGAGGCCACUCUACUCACGCCACCACCCACAGGACCCCUCAUGGAUUUCACUUUAGAAGAUCAAGAUGCGGGAUUUUCAAAACUAAACAAAAAAUCCGCAUCACCAUCACCACAAAAUGAUACGAAAACCAAUCGCACAAAGAGUCGUUAUAAAAUCGCGAAAAUUUCCACCAAUUGUUCGAGAAGCUCCUUCGAGAUGCAUAUUGAAAUGAAUUUGCCCUUUCAUGGUUUACUCUAUGCCAAAGAGUUUCCCCAGGAGUGUAGGGCCAGGGGUACAUCGGAAACGAAUAUCACUUUGAGAUUACCCACCUCAGGUUGUGGCGUAAGGGUGGAACCACGUUCAGAUGGUUCGAUGGAGUUGUCGGUGCGCAUUAUGAUGCAAAUGGAGGAGAAGCUGAGACAAAGUUCGGAUAUUUUGAGAACGGUUAAGUGUACGCUGCCACAGAAUGCCAUGGGCAUGAAUUUGUCCAUGGACGAGGAGCGGAAAUUGAGGGGCAAUAGCAGACAUGGUCGCAUGCAAGCCACAACGUCACAUACUUUCAAUAAAUCCACAUUGAUAAAACAUCACCUGAAUGUGGCCGGGUUCAGUGAAACUGAUAAUGAUAACGAUGCGGCGGCAUCCUCACCCUCUUUAACACCUCAUCACAAACACACAAAUGCCGGUCAUCAGACAUCGGCAUCCUCAUCUACACCUCGAGUGCGCAUUUGGCUUGAAUUGGGCGGCCCAGAUGGUUCGGGUUCAGUGGUGGUUGGUCAAGCAACAACAUUGACCGUAAGGGCCGUUGUUCCCGGUACCAUGGGUUUGAAAAUUGUCGAUUGUGCUGCUCUGGAUGGUUUGGGUGAGUCGACGCAACAGUUACUGGACGAGAGAGGUUGCCCAAUUGAUGAGCAGGUCAUGCCUGCCCUGCACACCACCAUCAAACCGGCCGAAGAGGGUUGGUCCAAACUCGACGAAGAGGAUUUGGUGGAGAAAACCUAUACUGCGACAUUUCCAGCUUUCAAAUUUCCGGAUCGAGAACGUCUACACGUCAGCUGUGGCGUUCAACUGUGCAAAGGACGUUGUCCCAAUGUAAAUUGCCGUACCAGCGAAAAAUUAAUACUAAGCACCGAUAAACAUUUGGCACGCAUUGAAGUUUUUAAUUCGCUGGCCGUGACAGCGCCACAAAUUGAGGUGGAUCGUUUGCGCUACGAUAGGCGACACAAUAUGAGUGCAGAAGAAUAUCCACCCUAUGUCCGGCCUCUGAUCAACGAUGGCACCCUGUGUUUAUCCGUCUCGAAAUUGGCCAUGUCCUUUUGUGUAUUGGGUUUGAUAUUUUUGAUAGCUGUCAUUGUGGCCAUAACGUCAUUGAUACGUUCCCGCCGACGUAUUGCAGCCAUACACAAUUGUGGCAGCCUAUCGAAUAAUAGCAGCCGACUGCAUCGGGCCGAGGUGUGUACAUCGAUGUUUAGUUCAAGCAGUGAAUCAGCCCAAUCCGCUAGAUUUGGUACAAAAUUCUUUAUGCCUUAUUAUCCGAAUACACUGCCGUAUGGUAGAGUAUAUUAAUUAGUUUAAAUUAGCACUUAAGUUAGUUGAGACGCGAGAAAUGUGUGUGGGAAUUCCGAGAAUCCCCCUCAUAUCCCAAUCCCAAUUAGUUUGUAGCUACUGCAUUUAUAAUGUAGUCUAAAUAUAUGUGUGUGUGUAAAAGAAAAUGCAAUGUGUGGCCAUCAUGCUUUACUCUGAGUCCAGAGCAUUGCCAUCCUCAGUCAAAUCAAGUGAUUUUACAACACAGAGUUGCCAUUUGCAACUGCAUCCUUUUAUGAUGGCGGCAAUGUUGCAAGGCAAAGUAAAGCAUGUUUACAUUAAAAUCAAUGUUUUUGUGAUACCUAAGAACAAAUUUAAUGUAAAUACGGCCUCAUAUUGCAUUUCCAAUUUGUAGAAGUGGAAGGUCAAGGCAAACGACAGGUAAUUUCAAAAUGGAUAAAAGUUGAAAAAAAAACAUUGAAGCUUUUUUCCGUAGAAAUUUUAUUUCUAACAAUAAAAUUCAUUUAUU
Musca domestica (house fly) is the source of this 2266-nucleotide messenger RNA. RefSeq lists its product as uncharacterized. Lineage: Eukaryota; Metazoa; Arthropoda; Insecta; Diptera; Muscidae. The coding region runs from base 103 to 1779 and encodes 558 amino acids. The record is from RefSeq and is a predicted model, not a curated record. The transcript has 6 exons.